AUGAGAACGGUUACAAAUUAUUUUUUAGUCAAUUUAAGCGUUUCCGAUCUUCUUAUGUCGAUAUUAAAUUGCAUUUGUAAUUUUAUUUUUAUGCUCAACGCUAAUUGGCCAUUUGGAACGAUUUAUUGUUCUUUAAAUAAUUUCGUAUCGUCUGUAACCGUUGCCGCUGGAGUUUUCACCCUAAUGGCUAUUUCAUUCGAUAGAUACAUGGCUAUCGUGAGACCUUUGCAACAUAGGAUGUCCCAUAGGAAAGCAAGAAUCGCUUUGGUUGUUAUAUGGUUAGCCAGCGGAUUGCUUGGGAUUCCGCCUCUUGUUUAUUCAACCACCAUGACGAAAAGAUAUGCCGAUGGUCAAACACGAAUCAUUUGCUACAUGUUGUGGCCGGAUGGAGCUUAUCCAACUUCAAAGACUGACUACCUGUACAAUUUAAUUUUCCUCGGAGUCACGUACCUUAUGCCGAUGAUCGUCAUGGCCGUUUGUUACACAUUAAUGGGAAUCGAAUUAUGGGGUAGCAGAUCAAUCGGAGAAUUAACACAAAGACAAAUAGAUUCUGUUAAAUCUAAAAGAAAGGUCGUUAGAAUGUUUAUUAUCGUCGUGACGAUAUUCAUUUUCUGUUGGCUACCCUAUCACGGAUAUUUUAUAUACGCAUAUCAUAAUAAUUCCGUUGUCGGAAGUUGGUACGUUCAACACGUUUUCCUAUCGUUUUAUUGGUUGGCAAUGUCGAACGCCAUGGUUAAUCCAAUUAUUUAUUACUGGAUGAACGCUAAGUUUCGAGUUUAUUUUCAAAGAGUAAUUUGUUGUUGUUUUCGUUCGAAAUAUAAAUCACCGAACAAUCGAAAAGUUGGUCGAGUCAGCAGUCAAUCGGACAUGAUGGCAAAAUCUAAAACAGGUUCUAUGAAAGGUACGUUUCCCCCCCCCCCCCCAACAAAUUCAAAUUUUUUUCCGUCAUUUUUUUUUGUACAACUAGCGCAUCUAGCGGAAUUUUUCAUAAUUAUUAUUCGUAACACUUGUGACGUCAUACAAAAAUGUUGUUAUCAAUGA
Pediculus humanus corporis (human body louse) is the source of this 1041-nucleotide messenger RNA. RefSeq names its product class A rhodopsin-like G-protein coupled receptor GPRtak1, putative. Gene Ontology annotation, biological process: G protein-coupled receptor signaling pathway. The coding region runs from base 1 to 1041 and encodes 346 amino acids. The record is from RefSeq and is a predicted model, not a curated record. The transcript has 6 exons. Lineage: Eukaryota; Metazoa; Arthropoda; Insecta; Psocodea; Pediculidae. Gene Ontology annotation, cellular component: plasma membrane. Gene Ontology annotation, molecular function: tachykinin receptor activity.